Messenger RNA from Tetranychus urticae (two-spotted spider mite), 5413 nucleotides. Its product is annotated as dual oxidase 2-like. Gene Ontology annotation, cellular component: NADPH oxidase complex; plasma membrane. Gene Ontology annotation, biological process: superoxide anion generation; response to oxidative stress; defense response. The record is from RefSeq and is a predicted model, not a curated record. Gene Ontology annotation, molecular function: peroxidase activity; superoxide-generating NAD(P)H oxidase activity; calcium ion binding. NCBI's taxonomy places the organism in Eukaryota, Metazoa, Arthropoda, Arachnida, Trombidiformes, Tetranychidae.
GACAUCCUUUCCAUCAAUAUCCCUUCAUCGAUUUCCGUCCUUACCUAAUUUUUGUUUUGCUUUCCUGUUUCAAUUCAACCUUUGGUUUUUCUUAUCAAUUUAUUUUCUUCUAAAGUUUAUAUUCGUCUAAAUUUUGGAUUCAAUCGUUAUUUUUGUGCUUUUAGGAUAUUCCAAUCAAUAUUCAAAUGAAAGGUCACCUAAAUUUGAUCAUCACUUUUUUACUCGUUGUUAACUUUAUUAGUACAGUAGUUUCAAUCAGGAGAAACACUUUAUUAAGAGAUACAAAUUCAAAAUUUAAGUUCCCCGAGAUCCAAGAGUCAAGGAAUCGAUACCUAAAAGACGAAAAGCCGAGCUUAGAUGAUCAUGAAGCCUUUUUGGACUGGUUUUUAAAAGAAUCUAGUUUAGAUUAUUCGGAGAUUUACCAAUCAUAUGAUGGUUGGUACAAUAACAAAGAUAAACCAAAUCUUGGAUCAACAGGAAGCUCAUUAAGUCGACUGACCUCAGCUAGAUAUCAAGAUGGCGUUGGUAAACCAUUGAUAUCAGAUUUACCCAAUCCAUUUCAUUUAAGUUCAUUAUUAUCAACCAACGACAAUGAAAAUAUUGUCAACCGAUUAGGCAAAAAUGCCUUACUUGUGUUUUUUGGCGAACACGUAACAAAUGAAAUUGUUGAUACGAGGAUACAGUCAUCAUGUCCACCUGAAUAUUUUGACGUUGAAAUACCAUCUGAUCAUGAGUUUAAGCGCAAAUUGGGACGCAGUUUCAUGCCUUUCAUUCGUGGAAAAUACUCUCAAGAAACUGGAAAAUCAGUCAAUAAUCCUCGAAAAAUGAUCAGUGAUGCUACACCUUAUAUUGAUGGUGGAACUAUUUAUGGCCGUUCAAAAAUGGUCACUGAUCAACUAAGGAGCUUCGAAUCAGGACGACUCCGUUCAGAUAUUAGCAAUAAAAAUUUCCCAGCUAAGAAUCGUAAUGGUCUACCAAAUGACAAUGAGCCAAUUUACCAAAAUAAUACCAAUUCAGCACAUAUGGAAUCUGUUAAGCGAUUUUAUGCAACCGGUGAUUAUCAUGCAAACGAGAACCCAUUUCUUUUAGCAAUCAAUAUCAUGUGGUUUCGAUGGCACAAUUUGAUUGCAGAUAAAUUAAGAAAAAAUAAUCGCCAUUGGGACGACGAAAAGAUUUUCAAUACCGCAAGAAAAUGGGUAAUUGCAUCCCAACAGCAAGUGAUAAUAAACGAAUGGUUACCAAUCUGGACUGGAAAAUCAUUAACUAAAUAUAAUGGUUACAAGAAAUCGGUCGAUCCCUCUGUUAGUCACUUGUUUAGUGGAUCAGCGAUGAGAUAUGGACAUGUUUUGGUUCCUCCAACUGUCAAAUUAUGGUUUGAUGUGUGUGACCAGAGUUACAAUGUUAAUAAACGAAAAUUAAGGCAAAUCAAACGAAAAAAUAAUCCACUUUAUAAUACAUCGCCAGUUAAGCUUUGCAAUAGUUUCUUUAGCUCGUUCAAUCUAACUGAAAAGAGUUAUAAAUCAUUUUUCCUGAGCUUAACUGUAACAUCUUCCCGUCCUGAUGGAGCAUCGAUAUCAAAAAAUUUGAGAAGACGUACUUAUGGGCCAAUUGAUUUCACUCGACGGGAUUUGGCUUCAGUUAAUAUACAACGAGGACGAGACUUUGGUUUACCCGAUUACCUUUCAACCAGAUCAUUGUUCAACUUGCCUGUUUAUGGUGACAUGUAUUCAAUCAAUAGCAACCUGUGGAAUAGCUCAACAACAAAUUUCCAUAAAAUUUCAACGCUGUAUAAAAAUGUAAAUGAUAUUGAUGUUUACUUCGGAGGACUGAUGGAGUCAAAUGCAAAUGGAAUUGGAGAAACGUUUCGUGAAAUUAUCAAUGAACAAUUUACGAGAAUCAGAGAUUCUGAUUACUUUUGGUACCAAAAUCGAGAAAAUAAACUGUUUGAUGAUACUCAAAUCAAAAAAUUGGAAUUGCUCUCAAUCCGAGAUAUUUUAACAUUGACUCUUAAUGUGUCUGUACAAGAAAAGCCUUUCCUUCUUCCCAAUGAGAGAGAUAAUUUUCCAGCUGAAUGUGGUUCGCCUGAUUUAAUCAAAUUUCCUUGUCAAUAUGGUGCAUGUUUCGCGCUGUCAAACAUCAAUACUGCCGAUAACGAUGAAAUUGGUUUCUGUCCAAAUCCACAAACUUUCGAUUAUAUGACUGGAAGUGAGUUUCCAUUAUUCACAACAAUUGGUUCACUUGGACUGUACGUUUUAGGCUGCUGGUUAAUACUUUGGAUCCUCGUAAGUCGAAGGAAACGAAAAGAUGAAUUAAUCAGAAGGAAGAGUAAGAGAGCUAAAAUGUCUGCUUCACCAGGGAUCAAUUCAACUAUUGCUUUUGAAUGGGAAAGUGGUGAAGAUAGCAUGAAACCAAUUUUAAUAAACUUUGAGCUCAAGGAAAAACGAAUAUCAAUAAAAUCUUUGGGCCAUGAAGAAAAAUUGAUCCGGCGAAUUGAUUUCAAAGGGAUUCAAUCAAUCAAAUUACAAAUCAGUGUCAAUUCAAAGCAGCCACUGAUUGCGGCCAAGAUCCCGAAUGAACAUGACUUGAUAGUAACAUUUGAUAAUGAGGCUGAGCAAACUGUUUUUGUUCAACAAUUGGAAGCGUUUCUUGAAUCAAUUGGUGUGGGCCGUGAGCGUCAACAAAUGGAUGCAAAAAGGAUUCUUAAAUCAUGUUACAGCAAACAUGAGCGACAAAAACAUUUGGAAUCGUUUUUCCGUGCUGUCUUUGCUCACUCUUUCGAUAUUAAACCGUUGAAAAGUAAAGUCGACUUGAAAAUUGCGAAGAAUAUUUUACAAACGGAAUUGACUGAAUAUGAAUUUGCUGAGGCAUUAGCCAUGAGACCAGAUUCAUUAUUUGUUAAGCAAAUGUUUUCCUUGGUUGAUAAAGAUGAAAAUGGUUACAUAUCUUUCAGAGAGUUUCUUGAUAUGAUGAUCAUCUUUGCUAAAGGUUCAUCGGAUCAGAAAGCUAAGUUAAUGUUUGACAUGUAUGAUUUGGAUGGAACUGGAAGUUUAUCUAAGCAAGAGUUUUCAACAAUGAUCAGAUCGAUGCUUGAACUGGCUAAUCAGAGUAUUGAUUCAAAACAAAUGGAGGAACUGAUCAGUUCAAUGUUUACUUCAGCUGGAUUGGACUCUAAAAAUGAAUUGAAUUUGACUGAUUUUCUCAAAUUUUUAGGCGAUUAUAAAGAAGAAUUUGGUUACGUAGAGCUUAAUCUUGAAGUUGGUGAUUUAAAGGUUGAGAUUGAUUCAAGCCAAAGUAAAAGACAGAGCGCAAUGUUUCGUGCCCGAGAUAAAAUUGUACGAGCUUAUUCAAUUUACAAAGAGGAACCACAAUCAACCGAAAGGUCGAGUAAAGAUAAUUCAAUUUCAAUUGAAACUCAACAUCCGACUGAGCAGCAUGGCUUUAUCAACCAAUUAUCCCGAUUCAUUGAUGAAACAAAAUGGCAUAUUUUUUGGUUCCUUGUAUUUUUCUUGAUCAUAGGCUAUUUGCUGAUUGAUAAAUUGAUCUAUUAUACCUAUUUUAAUGAAGAUCGUGGCUUAAGACAAAUUGCUGGCUUUGGAGUUGCCAUCUCAAGAGGAACUGCAUCAGUGAUUAUGUUCAUUUUUUCAAUAUUAUUGAUAACAAUGUCUCGUAAUUUAAUCACUGUUUUACGCGAAACCUUUUUGAACAAAUACAUACCUUUCGAUGCGUCGGUUUCGUUCCAUAAGAUCAUCGCUAUAAUUGGUUUAAUAUUUGCCAUAAUUCAUUCAAUUGGUCAUACAUUUAACUUUUAUCAUAUUCUUACUCAACGUCCGAGUGAUCUGAUGUGCCUUUUUCCCAGCUUUUAUUCAAGAUCAAAUGAACUUCCUAAGUUUCAAGACUGGUGUUUCCACACUAUAACUGGUGUUACUGGAUUACUCUUGUUGGCUUUGAUGACAAUCAUUUACAUAUUUUCAACUCCAGUUUCCCGUCGAUAUGUAUUUACCGCUUUCUGGUCAACACAUAAUCUUUAUCCAUUAUUUUACUUGUUAAUGUUUCUCCAUGGACUCGGGCGUCUUAUCCAAGAGCCAUUAUUAACAUCAUAUCUGAUUGUACCAUUGGUUUUAUUCAAGAUUGAUAAACUAAUCAGUAUCUCACGGAAGAAAUCGGAAAUUCCAGUUGUCAGAGUUGUUCAUUAUCCAUCCAAUGUGACUUUACUUUGCUUUGCUAAGCCGGAAAACUUUGAUUACAAAAGUGGCCAAUGGGUGCGAAUUUCAAGUGUUGCCCUAAAUUCAAAUGAAUUUCAUCCAUUUACUCUUGCUUCGGCUCCUCACGAGGAAAACCUUCAACUUUACAUUCGAGCUGUUGGCCCAUUUACCACCAACAUCAGACAAAUUUAUGACCCUAAUGGACUUUCAAUGUCCCCUUAUCCAAACAUCAGGUUAGAUGGACCUUAUGGGGAAACACAUCAAGAUUGGUUCAGAUUUCCUGUUUCAGUUCUGGUUGGUGGUGGAAUCGGUGUAACACCAUUUGCAUCCAUUUUAAAAGACGUUGCUUUUAAAGCUUCAAUAAAUCGCAUGACAACCUGUAAAAAGGUCUACUUUUUAUGGGUAACUCGAACUCAAAAGCAUUUUGAAUGGUUGGUCGAUAUACUUCGUGAUUUAGAGGAAAAAGAUGUAUCAAACCUUGUCUGUGUUCACAUAUUUAUCACUCAAUUUUAUGAUAAAUUUGAUUUAAGAACCAUGAUGUUGUAUGUUUGUGAACGUCAUUUCCAGAGAGUCUCAAAUCGUAGUUUAUUUACUGGAUUAAAAGCUAAAACCCAAUUUGGAAGGCCUGAUUUUCAUCAAUUUUUUACUUCCCUUCAAAGGUUGCAUCCUAAGGUUGCAAGAAUUGGAGUUUUCAGCUGUGGUCCACCACCGAUGACAAAUUCAGUUGGAUCAGCCUGUGAAAGGAUGAAUCGUCAAUCAGGAGCUUUGUUUAUACACCAUUCGGAAAAUUUUUAGCUCAACAAUGAGUUAAUCUUGAACAACCGUUGAAGAUGAAGUCUGAUUUAUAUAUUAUUUUGAUGAAACUCACAAGACUUAUAUAUUUACAUUUCUACUAAAUGUAUGGACAAUGGAGCAAGCUUAGAACCUUAAUUAUGCGAAAAUCAGGGAAAUUAUCGACUUGGUUACCUGCUAUAGCUAGCUUUGAAUACAAUUGUGAUUGUCGAUGAAAUUGUUUCGAGUCAAACAAUUAGCGAUAGUUUAUUAUAAAUUUAUAGGUAAAUCAGAAAUACAAAUGAAACCGUUACUGAGACAUUGAGAUUACAAUUAAUUUAUUAUUAACAUCUAUCCAUACAAUGGAAACAGUGGGAAUAUUAAAAAUGGUCAACCUUACGAUAAUAAUUAAAUAAGUAAUAAUUUUACCAACAAUAAAA